Molecule: messenger RNA, 1956 nt
Organism: Durotheca rogersii
Lineage: Eukaryota; Fungi; Ascomycota; Sordariomycetes; Xylariales; Xylariaceae
Exons: 7
Coding region: 446-1663 (405 amino acids)
Source: RefSeq, a predicted model, not a curated record
GUGGGUUGUAGCUGAUGCAGACUUUGCUUCCUUGGUAAUGCAUCCCUACGGCGUGUAUGGCGUCAGGUAAUCCUUUCGACGCAACCCUUUUCUAGCAUCGCUCCGUAUAGUAUAGGACGGCGGGGACUACUACCACAUUCCCUGCCCUGCCACCCUCCCCCCCUGUCUCUCCACGCUGGUAUCCCGUCCGACGCAUCCUCCUCACAAGCCUGAUAGGAGCCCUUUCUUCUAAUGCCCUCUUGGGCGGCCGGCCCCUCGCGCGAUCCUACCAGGACAGAGUAUUUUAUCCACGGUGCCACUGCUCCGCCCGCCCGCCUUUUUCCUCUUCUAGUCGGGGCUCCCUGCGGACUGUGAUCGGAUCGAUUUGCCAUUCUCCUCGACAUCUUGGUUUUCCCGGUUUGCUGGCAAGAGGCAUAGACCACCGGCUGCGAAACGAUCCGAAGACAUGGACUCCCUCCCGCCGGGCAUCGACCUGUCCCAGAUCCCCGCAGGCGUCCCUCCGCCCGGGGUGCUGCCCAACUUCGUCGACCCCCCGUCGCAGUCCUGGAUCGGCAGGCUGUCCGUGUACACGACGCUGCCGCCGAUGGUCCUGUUCUUCGUGCUGCGUGUCUAUGUUCGGCUGAUAGUAGUACGGCGCUUCGGCGCGGACGACUACCUCUGUGUUCUCGCUGCCGCGUUUACCAUAGGUUUCUCCUGCAUGUUGAUACCACUAUUUCUGAAUGAUACUUGGGGUCGCCAUCUGUGGGAUAUUCCAGUGAUAGCGUUAAAUGAAGAAUUUCUCAAAUCCCUCUUGGUCCUUGGUAUCCUCUACAACUUCGCCGCCAUGUUCAUCAAGCUGUCGUUUUUCGCCCUGUACUUUCGGCUCUUCCAACCCAUAUACCGCGUCAGCGUCAUGAUCUGGGCCGGCAUCGUCACGAUGAUCCUGUUCUAUUGCGCGUGCACCGCCGUCGUCAUGGCUUACUGCCUCCCGCGGAGCAGCGAUGGCGGAUGGGUAUCGACGAGCUACAACGAGCGCUGCGGCGUCAACUACCUGAACUUGAAUGCUGCCGCCGGGCUCAUCAGCGCCUUGACCGACUUCUACGUUCUCGCCAUCCCGAUCAUCGUCGUCCGGAAGCUGAACCUCACGCCCAAGAAGAGGAUAGGUGUGACCGGCAUAUUCCUCACGGGGUUCCUAGCUUCUGCAUUCGCCGUAGCGGGUGUUGUCUACCGAUUUGAGGACAUCUUCCUCCCCCUUCCGGAUUACACUUGGUAUUCGAUGUAUACAUUUCCAUUGGCGGUUGCCGAGCUCAACGUGGGCAUCAUCUGCUGCUGCAUGCCGGUAAUAUUCGUCCUAUUCCGAGGGCUCCUGGCGAAGACAGAGUCCUUCUGGGUGUCUCUAGUGAGCUACCUGGGCCCCAGAUCCAAAUUAAGCGGCAAGUCCGCUUCCGAAGGCAGCGCGGACCCUCCAGGGAAAAUCCCCACCGGUGAGCUGCCGCAGGUCCCCAGGGGCACGUUGAACACGCUCGCUUCCUUCGUUCGCAAAGGGACUCGGUUCCAGGGGAAGACGAAUCGGGGUCAAGAGACCCGCGCGUCGACGUACGUCGAGCUGCAGUCCGUCGACAAUUACCACGCCUACGUGCAAGGAGAACAUCGCAGCGAGAGCACAAAGUCGCUCAGGAGAUAAAAGGCCCGAGCGGCAACGAUCAUGAUUAUGACCCAAGCAUAGGGCGGUUGAGGGCAUAUCGGUGUAUACAAAAUGGGAGAGGGAAUGGGCGGAUACACGGUAUCCUGCUACAGAAACGCAUCGCGGACUUCGACGUUUUUGGCAUUUGUAUAUUAUAGCGGUCGCGCAGUACAUACGGCAUCAUUAUGUAGUAUAUUCACUUUCCGUCUUCGGUAUAUAUGAGCAUCGCCGGGAGCCGUGGGCAGUAUUGCCUCAACAUGCUGCGUGUAUGAUGCCCAGCGGGUAUUUCCGAC